This is a messenger RNA of Prunus mume (Japanese apricot), 897 nucleotides long. Its product is annotated as transmembrane emp24 domain-containing protein p24delta3-like. Lineage: Eukaryota; Viridiplantae; Streptophyta; Magnoliopsida; Rosales; Rosaceae. The record is from RefSeq and is a predicted model, not a curated record.
CUUAUGUAAUCUCCUCCGUUUUGAAACCCGAGAAACAGAGAAAAACAGAGGGAGGGAGUGAAAACACAGAGAGAGAGAGGGGAUUACGAUGACGAGUACAAGUGCGGUGGGCAUCAUCAUCUUCUUCUUCAUCCUGUGUUUGGUACGGACGGGUCAAGCCAUUUGGAUGACGUUACCGUCAUCCGGUACAAAGUGCGUCUCCGAGGAAAUCCAGAACAACGUCGUUGUUUUGGCCGACUACGUCGUCAUUUCCGACGAUCACUCCCACUCCCCCACCAUCUCCGUCAAGGUGACAUCGCCUUACGGGAAAGAUCUUCAUCACAGGGAUAAUGCUACACAUGGUCAGUUUGCCUUUACAACUCAAGAGGCUGGUAACUACCUGGCAUGUUUUUGGGUUGAUAGUAAUAAUCCUGGAGGCAGUGGGGUAAGUGUCAACCUUGACUGGAAAACUGGAAUUGCAGCUCAGGAUUGGGAUUCAGUAGCAAGAAAAGAGAAGAUUGAGGGUCUUGAGCUUGAACUACGGAAACUGGAGGGGGCAGUGGAGGCCAUCCACGAGAAUCUACUUUAUAUCAAGGGCAGAGAAGCGGAUAUGAGGAAUUUAAGUGAACGAACAAACACAAGGGUGGCGUGGUUUAGCAUGAUGUCCUUGGGCGUCUGCAUUGGAGUUUCAGGUCUGCAGUUAUUGCACCUGAAGCAAUUUUUCCAAAAGAAGAAGCUUAUUUAAAUUAUUCUACCCCAAUUUAUCUUUCUAGACAAAAAGUGAAAUAGAAAAGGAAAAUUUUAACACAAAGUAAUGUAAACUAUGAGUAGACAGACUGGCAGUUUUCUCGUUUUGGUCGAAAGAGAAAUUUGAGAAAGGAAAAGCAAUAAAUUUUCAGGAAAUAAUGAUAGUUUGAA